GGAGGUUUGGGCCUUCCCGGCCGCCGCCGCCGCAACAUGGCGGCCCCCAGGGAGCGGCCAGGGCCGCGGUCCGCGCCGAGCCUCCGAGGCCUCCCCGGCACGGAUCGCGCUGCAGAAUUCGGGAGAUGGAAGGCGCAGUGUCUGGGCCGCGCGGACCUCAGCCGGAAGGGCAGCGUGGACGAGGGUGCGGCGGGACUCGUGCAGCUGCUGAACGGGCGCGAGCAGUACUUCACCACCAGCUCCUGCGCCGGGCGCAUCGUCCUCCUGGACGGGGGUAUAAAUGGUUUUGAAGUUCAAAAGCAAAACUGCUGCUGGCUACUGGUUACACACAAACCUUGCGUAAAGGAUGAUGUGAUUGCGGCUCUGAAGAAAGCAAAUGGCGAUGCCAUUUUGAAAUUUGAACCACUUGUUCUUCAUGUGCAGUGUCGACAGUUGCAGGAUGCACAGAUUCUGCAUUCAGUGGCAAUAGAUUCUGGUUUCAGGAACUCUGGCAUAACCGUGGGAAAGAGAGGAAAGACUAUGUUGGCUGUCCGGAGCACCCAUGGCUUAGAAGUUCCAUUAAGCCAUAAGGGAAAACUGAUGGUGACCGAGGAAUAUAUCGACUUCCUGUUAAAGAUAGCAAAUCAAAAGAUGGAGGAAAACAAGAAGAGGAUUGAAAGGUUUUACAACUGCCUACAACAUGCUUUGGAAAAAGAAACUAUUACUAACUCACAUGCAAAAGAGAAAAUCAAAGACAAAAAUAAUUCAUCAUAUACUCAUAAGAAGAAGAGAAACCCAGAAGCAGCAUGUGGCAAAUGUAUUACUGAAGAAAACGCUAAAGAAUGUGAAAAUGAUGAUGACCUAGGAAUGAGUGUUACCAUCUUCCCUGAAGAUUACUAAGAUUCAGUCUUGGUAGAAUAAUGUGUCUAAUAGACAUUACAGAGCUGCUCUUUAUAAGAGUACUUCAGUUUCUUGAGUGUAUGAGCCACUCAGAAAACCAAGAUUUCUUCUGUCUGUAUAUUUUAGAGAAAUCCUGAACUUUUAAAAAUAACUGUAUAAUAUUUGCUCAUUAGAUACCAUCUGCUUUAGUCACAUAGAGAUUCAUUGCAAAAAUAAAAUGAACUUCUUAAUGCCUCUUUUUUAAGUUUCAACUUCUACUUCUGCAAAACAAAAUUGUAAUACUCUUUCAAGGGAACCUUGACAUUGGAAAUGUUUGAGUAAAAAUCAUCACAACACUUAAUUUCGUUUUUCACUUUGAAAUCUCCAGCCUUUAAAAGGGGAUGAGUUUGCUUUUUGUUGCCGUGAUGUCCGGUAAGAAGUCCUUCCCUUUUUUUUGACCUUGUGGAGAAAACAACUGAUAACGCUUUUUGUUCAGGACAAAAUACGUGAACCUUCUUUUCUCGUUAUUUCUCACAAACCAGAGCUUGCCACUGGCACAGUCCCUGCCACACAGGUAGGCUUGGGUAUUUCACUAAACCUGGUCAGAAAUGGUGACUUAAGACCUGGGAAUCUUUAUAGCAUUCUUAUAUACUUUUUUGCAAAAUUUCAAGGACUCAAAAGACUUGGGUUUGAGUUCUUAACGGUUGUAUAGAAAUUGGGAGGCAGGGGUGGUCCUUGAACAAAUCACAGAAUUUUCAAGGCCUUCCAUUUCCUCUUCAGCAUAAUAGUUCUGACAUCUGCUGUGUUGACAUAACAGGAGUGCUGACAGCAUCACGUUAAAUAAAAAUAAGAAAGUUACUAAUAGA
Messenger RNA from Canis lupus familiaris (dog), 1724 nucleotides. It is a transcript of the gene TYW3, whose product is annotated as tRNA-yW synthesizing protein 3 homolog. NCBI's taxonomy places the organism in Eukaryota, Metazoa, Chordata, Mammalia, Carnivora, Canidae. Gene Ontology annotation, molecular function: tRNA methyltransferase activity. The record is from RefSeq and is a predicted model, not a curated record. The coding region runs from base 37 to 879 and encodes 280 amino acids. Gene Ontology annotation, cellular component: cytoplasm. The transcript is spliced from 6 exons. Gene Ontology annotation, biological process: tRNA methylation.